AUGGGCAAAUCAGAUGGAGAUAAUCUUGUGGUGGCUGUUCGUGUCCGGCCAUAUAAUGAACGCGAAAAAGCACGAAAAGCUCAAUUAAUAAUUGAAAUGCCUGAUAACAAGACAACAGCUAUACGAGAUCCCAAUAAUCCGUCGGAUGUGAAAUAUUUUACUUUUGAUUAUUCUUAUUGGUCACAUAGUGGAUUUACUAAGAAAUCUGAUGGAUAUCUUUCGGGACAGGAUGAAAAAUAUGCAGAUCAACGUCGCGUGUUUGAUGAUCUUGGACAAGGCGUGUUAAAUAAUGCUUGGGCUGGAUAUAACUGUUCGUUAUUUGCUUACGGACAAACUGGAAGUGGAAAAAGUUAUUCCAUAGUAGGAUUCAAAGGAAACAAAGGCAUAGUUCCAAUUGUCUGUGAAGAGUUAUUCAAACGCAUUGAAAGUAACAAAGAGAACAACAAGAAGAAUGCGCAAUAUGAAGUUUUUAUUUCAAUGUUCGAAAUUUAUUGUGAAAAAAUACGAGAUCUAUUGUCGUCCAAAGAACCACCGAAAGGAGGUUUGAAGAUUCGGGAACAUCCAAAAACUGGCUUUUAUGUUGAGGGAUUAUCCAGUUCACCAGUAAAUUCUUAUGAAGAAAUUGAAGCAAAGAUUGAGGAAGGAACUAAAAACCGAACAAUCGCUGCUACCAACAUGAAUGCUACGAGUAGCCGAGCUCACACCAUCGUAAAACUUUUGUUUAAUCAGAAAUUGCCUAAAUCGGGAGGAGGAACAACGACAAAGAAAUCUGAGAUCAAUCUCGUGGAUUUAGCAGGGAGUGAGCGGCAACGUGAUGCAGGAUCUGAAGGUGAUCGACUAAAAGAGGGAAUUGUGAUUAACCAAUCGCUAUCGACUCUCGGACGAGUCAUCAAAGCUCUUCAUGAACAGCAGAGUAAUAAAGGAAAAAAGAAAAUUCAAAUUCCUUACCGAGAUUCCGCUCUGACUUGUUUAUUGAAAAAUGCUCUAGGAGGGAAUAGUAAAACAAUCAUGAUAGCUGCCAUAUCGCCUGCAGAUAUUAAUUACGAAGAGUCGCUUUCUACUUUGAGAUUUGCUGAUCGAGCGAAGUCUAUUAAAACGAACGCUGUUGUUAAUGAAAAUCAAACAGAUCGCAUGAUAAGAGAGCUGAAAGAGGAGAAUGCUCGUUUGCAAGAUGCUAUGAAAGGAAGCUCUGGCUCGUCGAACAACGAAGAGUUGGAAAGCUUGCGAAGACAACUUGAGCAGAAUAUACGAGAAAUGGCUGAACUUGAGAAAACAUGGCAGCAAAAAAUUGCCGAAGAAGCUGCAAAAAAUAAUACGUCGGCUGAGCGUGCAGCAAUCGCAAAACGAAAGCAGACAACUCCUUAUUUUUGGAAUUUAAACGAAGAUCCUGCUUUAACUGAUGUAAUCGUUCAUUUCAUAUCUGAAGGAGAAGUUACAAUAGGAAACAAGAAUGCAGUGCCUGCUCCAUCAAUUCAAUUGAAUGGAUUAUCAAUCUUACCACAACAUGCGAUUGUUUCAAACAAGAAAAAUUCCAAAAUAACUGUAAAACCGCUAGAAAUGGCUGAUAUACUAGUGAAUGGACGAAAAAUACAAAGCGAACAAGAACUUAAUCAAAAUGAUCGUAUCAUGUUCGGUGGAAAUCAUCUUUACGUGUUUCAUAAUCCGUCGAAGAAAGGAGCAAACCACGAUAUUACUUAUGAGUUAGCUCAAAAAGAAAUAACUCAACAUUCAGGAAUAGCUCUGGUUGGAUCAGAUGGACGGAAUAAAGCGGAUUUAAUCUUGGAGGAAGAACUUGUAUCAACCAUGCCUCUAGUAUAUCGAGCUAAUGCUAUGGCUAAGGAAAUGAAGCGGCACGUCAGUUUCGAAAUCGUUCUUGUAUCAGCCCAAAUGAGAGGAUUAGAAGAUGGGCUAACUGAAAUUUGGAUAAAAGUUCAAAACCACUUAGAUGACACACAGUUUCUGUGGGAGAAGUCACGCUUCAUCAACAGAUAUUAUGGAAUGCAAGAGAUGUACGAGUUUAUGGUAGACGGAGAAGAAUGGAACGUGGAAAAAGAGCGGGAUCCGUUUUAUGAACCUCCUGAUUCAUUAGCGUUCAUCGGGUCAUCAGUAGUAUUCCUUCAAUCGUUGGCGUAUUUGAUAGAUUCGCAAGAAUCUUUUCCUAUUGUUGAUUUCUCAGGUAUUGAAAUGGGACAAUUGACUGUUUCUUUAACUCCUUGUUCUAUAUCUGGUAGAGAAAUACAGGGAGAGUACGUGGAUAAUCCUGAAAUGCUGGUUGGUAAGAACUACGGGUUCCAAGUUACGAUAGUGGCUGCUUUCGGAUUACCACGUCGUAUUGUCAGAAGUAAAUGUCGAUAUCGCUUCUUCGGAGCGAAAGAAAUUGAAACGGUGUCAGCAUCCAGCAACAAUCCAUCGUAUGCUCAUCGGCAACUUUUCCCCUUCAAACCAGUCACCAAACAGUUGGUCGAUUACCUGAAGCAUUCUAACCUCUAUAUAACUGUUUGGGGUUCUCAACGCGCAAAAAAUCGAUCGUCAGCAUCGUCGACACCACUGUCCAAGACUUCAAUUCCUUCAAACGGCAACGUGAAAAAAGUAAGACGUUUGGUGUCGGAAGUUAAAAAUUCAAAAGGUAAAGCAGUCUCGGUUAAAGCCCUCGAGACGGUGUUAGAUGAAGCAUCACCAGACCCUAUUAGGAAGGAAAAACCAACAAAGAAAAAGCCAAAAGAUUCAGCAACGACAAAGCCAUCUCGAGACAGAAGUUCCAGCAAGAAAGGAGAAAGAAAAGUCAAAAAAAAAACGGAAAAAUAA
Molecule: messenger RNA, 2805 nt
Organism: Auanema sp. JU1783
Lineage: Eukaryota; Metazoa; Nematoda; Chromadorea; Rhabditida; Rhabditidae
Source: the annotation of a GenBank genome assembly